CUUCGGCUAAGCACUGUUUAUCUGCUGGUGUCUGAGAAGCGCGACAGCGGCGGAGGAAGAACUUUCUAUCCGCGGAAGGCAGGAGGAGACGAGCCCGUGACACUGGCGAUAACUUUACGCAGUAAGUUUCUCGCGGGACGGGGAGUUGAGGAACUUUUCCAAUCCUCUCGCUUUUGUUCCAAACACCGCAGCGCUCGUUACUGAACGCGGACAGUGCUUAACAGCGCCUAAAAGACUGCUUCUGAACUAAAAGUUUCGCUUUGCCUUCUAUGUCUACCAAGAUGGAAACUACUUUCUACGAUGACUCUCUAAACAGCGCUUUCUCUCAGCAUGACAGCGCCACUUUUGGAUACAACCACAAGGCUCUGAAACACAACAUGACGCUCAAUCUGUCCGACCCCGCGGGGAACCUAAAGCCCCACCUGAGGGCCAAAGCCAGCGAUAUCCUCACUUCUCCCGACGUGGGACUUCUCAAACUGGCAUCACCGGAGCUGGAGAGGCUCAUCAUCCAGUCUAGCAACGGCAUGAUCACCACGACGCCAACUCCGACCCAGUUUCUGUGUCCCAAGAACGUGACGGAUGAGCAGGAGGGGUUCGCGGAGGGCUUUGUGAGGGCACUGGCUGAGCUGCACCACCAGCACAUGCCCAACGUCACCUCGGCUCCCCAAACUACUAUCAACAGCAGCAUGGCACCGGUCUCGUCCAUAGCGGGCGGUGCGGUCUACAGCUCAGCCAUGCGCGCUGAUCCGCCGGUUUACGCGGAUCUGAACACGUUCAACCCUGCUAUCAGCAGCAGCUCGGCCAAUCCAGCCGCGAUGAGCUUCCCGAGCGCACCACCGCAGCUGCCCGUCCAGCACCCGCGCCUCCAGGCCCUGAAAGAGGAGCCCCAAACGGUGCCCGAGAUGCCCGGCGAGACCCCACCGCUCUCUCCUAUCGACAUGGAGAGCCAGGAGCGGAUUAAAGCCGAGAGGAAGCGCAUGAGAAACAGAAUCGCCGCGUCCAAAUGCCGGAAGAGGAAACUGGAGAGGAUCUCCCGGCUGGAGGACAAAGUCAAGACCCUGAAGUCGCAAAACUCGGAGCUCGCGUCCACCGCCAACAUGCUGCGCGAGCAAGUGGCACAGCUCAAGCAGAAAGUCAUGAACCACGUCAACAGCGGCUGCCAGCUCAUGUUGACACAACAGCUGCAAACCUUCUGAGGAGAGCCGAAGGACAUUUUGAGUUCAGCCACAUAAACAAACUUCAGGGGCUUGAUGUCUGCGAUCUGGCGCGACAGAGCCCGCGGGGACCGGGACCGUCCGGCCGGCCGCGUGCCGUUAAAGGAUGAUCCGACUGGACUUUUGAGGAGCGCAAAACUUCACUCGGUCCGACAGAGACGCAGAGCGCAUGAGACUCACUCUGUUACAUGUUUUACUUUCUGACGAAAUCCUUGUUCACAUCGACCAGGUUGUGCAUGGACCUAUACGCUUCAAAGGAGCACUCAGUAUUAUAGGAGUAAAACAGAGACGCGACUGCCGUACAGUAGGGAUACUGGCUCACCAAGCAGGACGUUGUGUCUGCUAAACUUUUGAUAAAAAAGCUGCCUGACUUCUGAGCUACAUAUUGUACUUUUUUUGUUGUUCUUAAAUUGAACGGAAAUCGACUUUUUUCCUUUUGAGUUAGUCCAACUUAAGCAGUUUCUUUUUCUAAAAAAAAAGUUCAUUAAUGAGGUUUCACUCAUUGUUAUUUGUAAAUAUGAUCAACCAGGAGUACUUAAGUUUACCAUUUGUAAGUAAAGUACAAUAAUUUUUUAUGUUUGUUUUCUGAGCACCUCAGAAACUAAUCAAUAUUUAUGAACUGUAAUAAAGUAUGUCAAAUGAAAAA
This is a messenger RNA of Danio rerio (zebrafish), 1860 nucleotides long. RefSeq names its product Jun proto-oncogene, AP-1 transcription factor subunit (gene jun). Gene Ontology annotation, molecular function: sequence-specific DNA binding; DNA-binding transcription factor activity; DNA binding. The record is from RefSeq and is marked provisional. Gene Ontology annotation, cellular component: nucleus. Lineage: Eukaryota; Metazoa; Chordata; Actinopteri; Cypriniformes; Danionidae. Gene Ontology annotation, biological process: regulation of DNA-templated transcription.